Molecule: messenger RNA, 1806 nt
Organism: Cylindrotheca closterium
Lineage: Eukaryota; Bacillariophyta; Bacillariophyceae; Bacillariales; Bacillariaceae
Source: the annotation of a GenBank genome assembly
AUGGAAUCCUUUCCAUACAGCCACAACAAUGUUGCCGUUACACAUCGUGAUCAUGGUGCCUUGUUUCAUCCAUCAUCAUCCGUGGCAACACCCUCACUGGCCAAAUACGUCGUUGCGAACGAUGAUAUCCCCUUGGCGGGUCCACAGCAUGGACGAAGCAACGGCAACAAGAAUAAUGACAUGAAGCCACUCGAAGACUUUGUGGCCUCUGAAUUCUGCAAACUGUCUGUCGAAGAACAAACCAAAGCCCUCAGUGAUCUCUACUGUCAGAGUGCUGCUGCUGAUAAAAAGCAAGAAGAUACUAACCUCAGCAACAGCAGCAGCUGUGAUCUAAACGAGAAUCCAGUCAUGAUUCAAGACUCGUUACGCAGGUUUGAGCUACAGAUUCAACAAGGAAACUUUCCCAUUUACGACAUUGCCUUGGUGCAGAAUCGGUCCUACGUCCAAGAUCCAACGUUUCGUUUGAAAUUUUUGAGGGCUAACCGGCACAAUGUUCCAAAAGCCGUUCAUCAAAUGACUUGCUUUCUACAAGAAAAGGCGGUGCACUUUGGACAAGACAAGGUGGCCAGAGAGAUUACCCUGGACGAUCUCAGUCCUGAAGAAUUGGACCUCAUGAUUUCGGAUCGCUAUCACAUUCAAGGUGGCCGAGACCAAAAGGGCCGAGUCAUCCACUAUUCCUUUCCUGCUGCCCUUGGUGGUGGUGGUGUGGGAGUUCGUGGGACCUCUUCUUGUCCGAGCGUGGGCAUGGUGAAUCGAGUCAACUACUAUGUUUGGUUCAAUAUUCUAAGCAACAUGGCUGUCGUUCAAUCCAAAGGAUUGGUAGCCGUUCAUUACGAUACCGCCCAGCCAGAUGCAGCUUCUUCCAACAAGCCAAGCUUUGAUUUCAUUCACAAAAGCAUGGCCUUUUUUGCAACCAUGCCCAUUCGAUACUCGGCCAUUCACUUGUGCUUUCCCGAAUCUGCUGCUGCCAAGAGAGACGCUUCUAUCAAGAACUUGGUGCUUGGUGCUUACUUGAGGUCCAUUCCACUCUACAGCCGGGCAAGGACCACGAUGCAUCACGGAAGCGAUUGGGAAAUCCAAUACCGCCUUAUUCAACAGUAUGGGUUUCCCCAUGCGGGGACCUUUCCAGUCGAUUCUCAAGGCAAGAUUCGUCGCAAUGUCUUAAACGUCUGGCUUCAUUUGCACAUGGCCAAUGAACCGUCCUAUAUCGAUUCCUUCAAUUGUACCAUGGUGCAACUAGAAGACGAUGAUGACGAAGACGAUCGUGAUGAUUAUUCAAUCACAUCCGAGGAAGACGAAAUAUGUACUGUUGCUACAGACGUUGCAGUGGUUCUGGAUCCACCACCAGCUGCCACGGUCGCCAAGUACACCUAUGCAGCUUCUGCUUCUGGUGGUCGAAUCAACAAUGACGUUCUCCACCAAAUAUCAAUUGCGUCAUCGUCCUCCUCUUCUCAAAAUACUCCUGCUACCAUUACUGAGCAACAGCAGCAAAAAGGAGGAGGAGGACAACAUCGACCCGACCAUGAUGUCUUUUUUGGACGAGGCCGUGGGAUUCAAGAUCAUCCUGGUAAUAUUCGAUGCCGAGAAUAUCUACAGGAAUAUCAUCAUGCUUAUGACACGGCUCCACGAAACCAACGAGGCAAAGUGACCAAGGCCUUGACCAACGCUUUGCGUCAGCAAGGAACUCGAUUCUAUGAACGAAAUCAAAACCGAGAAUGGGUCGAGGCGGAACCAAAAGUCAUUGAAAAGAAGAUUGGACAAUUGCUGCGGGAGUUUCGGAAAAAGAAGAACCAGAACCAGGGGUAA